UGAAGACACCGCCCAGCAACCUGUGGAUCAUGGCCGUUCUGACGCCUCUCUUCCUGUUGAUGGUGGUUAUCGUCAUGGUGUCCUUCAUUAUGUGUAAGAGGAACCGGGUCAUGUUUAAAAGUGGCCCCUUCAGGAACUUCAAAACCCGCUCCAAGACCUCAUAUCGAAGGGAGGGCAGUUACCACCACCAGCCUGUCCAGGGCUUUGACUACGCCAAGAAGCACAUGGGUCGGACUGGGGACGAUGCCAUCUCCGUCACCAAGGAUACGCUGGUGCUGGUGGGGCUGCCUGUACGAGAUGCUCCUCUGUCAAUGUCGCUGGAUAAGAAAGUCCACCAGGAUGGGACCGGCAGCAAGAGGCCUCCGUCUGCUGACAUACACAAAGGAGGGCCGUUGCCAAGCGAGGAGGACGGCUCGGUGUCGAGCAACGGCUCCGCGAAGCUGAACACCAGCAAGAGCUCUUCAGCCCGGAGGACGGCGACCGGCAGCAGCAGCAGGAACGGGAAGGAGAGGAGCACCAAUGACCCCUAUGAAGACCAUUCCAGCUCCCUGCGUCUCAUCACCAUCAAACCAAUGACUGCUCAGCCCACCUACUCCUACCCCUCCUCCUCCUCCCACAGCCAGGACUCUGUGGUCCUCAAUGGGGAGGCGAACCACGCAGGGCUGAAGCAGAAGUCGGACAUCGAGCACUACAGGAACAAGCUGCGGCAGAAGGCCCGGAGGAAAGGCUACGGAGAGUUUUCUCUGUCCGAGACCGGCAGCCACGGCUACAGUCACCGCGACGCCAGGCACAGUCGGCAUGACAACGGGGUCAAGGAGCCACUGACCGCUGAGGAGAAGAGGGCCUCGUUCGCUGGGUGUCAUAAGAGGUACUCCCACCCACGGGAGCCCACCUACUGGAGCCGGCAGUCCCUGAGCUGCCCGAGCCCGGUGGAGACGGAGAUGGACCUGCUGGUGCUGAGAGAGCGAUCCCGGAGGGGAAUCCGCAACAACGGCUACGACGUGAGUACCUGAUCCCUCUGGGG
This is a messenger RNA of Notothenia coriiceps (black rockcod), 1024 nucleotides long. Its product is annotated as UPF0606 protein KIAA1549L-like. NCBI's taxonomy places the organism in Eukaryota, Metazoa, Chordata, Actinopteri, Perciformes, Nototheniidae. The record is from RefSeq and is a predicted model, not a curated record. The transcript is spliced from 7 exons. Bases 30 to 1013 code for a protein of 327 amino acids.